Messenger RNA from Ceratotherium simum simum (southern white rhinoceros), 401 nucleotides. The record is from RefSeq and is a predicted model, not a curated record. Lineage: Eukaryota; Metazoa; Chordata; Mammalia; Perissodactyla; Rhinocerotidae.
AGCCCUUCUGCUGCUCCAGAACCCCAAAAGGGAGAUUCAGAAGAUCCUGCAGUUUGUGGGGCGUUCCCUGCCAGAGGAGACCGUAGAUCACAUUGUCCAUCACACAUCUUUCAAGGAGAUGAAGAAGAAUCACAUGGCGAACUACAGCACUAUCCCCCGAGACGUCAUGGACCACAACGUUUCCGCCUUCAUGAGGAAAGGCGUCGCAGGGGACUGGAAAACCACCUUCACUGUGGCCCAGAACGAGCGCUUUGACAACGACUAUGCUGAGAAGAUGGCAGGCUGCAACCUCAGCUUCCGCUCAGAGGUGUGAGAGGUGUUCAUCGGACAUCACUGCAAAGGGAGUGGUGUGAAAGGAGCCCAAUCCUGGCCUCGAGAAUAAAAUACGAUUUGUGUCACAC